AUGUUGUUUCGCACGACUAUUCUUUGUUUGAUGUUUGGCAGGGUUUCAUUCAGCUAUGGGCUGGCUAAAGCUGCAGCCGAUUAUGCUCCUUCUGAAUGGGUUCAUCCGGGAGUGAUGAUAAGCCAGUCCCAGCUCGAUUUUAUUCGCGAAAAAGUGGCCAACCAUGAACAACCGUGGGAAGAUGCCUAUAACGCGCUGCUCAGUGAUGAGAACAUUGCAAAUCCCAAGAACCCUUCUCCGCCUGCUAUUAUUGAAUGUGGUUCCUACUCCAAUCCAGACGUUGGAUGUACGGCAGAACGAAACGACUCAAUUGCUGCGUAUGGCAAUGCGCUUGCAUGGGUAAUCAGUGGUGACAAUGAAUACGCCCAGCAAGCAAUCAAGAUUAUGGAUGCAUACUCCUCCACUGUGAAAGGGCAUAACAACACCAAUGCACCGCUUCAAUCUGGCUGGGUUGGAUCCGUCUGGGCUAGAACCGGAGAACUUAUCCGGUAUACCGAUGCAGGAUGGUCCCUUAAUAGCAUUAGUGAAUUCGAAUCCAUGCUGCGGAAUGUGUACAUGCCACUGACAGUCAAUGGAACCGACCACAAUGUCGCAAAUUGGGAGUUAGUCAUGACCGAAGCUGCGAUUUUUAUGGCAGUCUUCCUCGAAGACGCAGACUCCUACAACACCGCGAUGGAGUGGCACUUGAAACGCAUUCCCGCAACGGUUUACAUGACUAGUGAUGGUGAAUAUCCAGUCGCUGCCCGCGGACAAAGCUCAUCACCCGCUGCGAUCAUUGCGUGGUGGUUCAAUGAGACCACAUUCCAAGAAGAUGGUCAGGCGCAGGAAACAUGCCGUGAUCUCGAGCACACUGGAUAUUCUUUCGCUUCAAUGUCCCAUGUUGCUGAGACUUCACGCAUCCAGGGCAACGAUCUCUAUCAGACAGAUCUGGGAACGAGACUGAGAUACGGGCUGGAGUUCCACUCUCAAUUUGUCAACGGAGAGACAGUGCCAUCUUGGCUGUGUGGUGGGAAGUUGAGCCUAACAUUGGGUCCCAUCACUGAAGUUGGCUACAAUGCUUUAUCAUUCCGGAUGGGUAUUGAUAUGCCCCAGACUGGAAACUUGACGGCCAGACAGCGACCGGCUAAAGAUAACGGGUUGUUUGUGGCAUAUGAGACAUUGACACACGCAGAGAAUAACGCAUGA
Messenger RNA from Penicillium atrosanguineum, 1185 nucleotides. Its product is annotated as Glycerol uptake protein 1. Gene Ontology annotation, molecular function: lyase activity. Bases 1 to 1185 code for a protein of 394 amino acids. Gene Ontology annotation, cellular component: periplasmic space. The transcript is spliced from 2 exons. Lineage: Eukaryota; Fungi; Ascomycota; Eurotiomycetes; Eurotiales; Aspergillaceae. The record is from RefSeq and is a predicted model, not a curated record.